This is a messenger RNA of Phalaenopsis equestris, 2098 nucleotides long. Its product is annotated as putative transporter arsB. Gene Ontology annotation, biological process: transmembrane transport. Bases 476 to 1993 code for a protein of 505 amino acids. The record is from RefSeq and is a predicted model, not a curated record. The transcript is spliced from 3 exons. Gene Ontology annotation, cellular component: membrane. Lineage: Eukaryota; Viridiplantae; Streptophyta; Magnoliopsida; Asparagales; Orchidaceae.
UAUAUAAAUAUAAAGGAACUGGGGAGGUUUAUGUAAAUGCCCCUAAAAAACAAAGCUAGAUUUUAUGAACUUCGUUACAGACUCGGAAAUGCGGCCAAACAUGGCGCUGCUCUCAAAAAUAAAUUACGUUGGGAUGAAAAAGGGAUGGACCUUUUGUUUGAUUCCAGUAAUUAUCUCUUAUAAAUUUUAAAAGUUUCAAUUUUGAUGCUAAAUUCUUCGUCUUUCUCAUGUCAAGCAAUUAGGCGAUCUUCUCCGGCUUACGAGCUCCAAUGCUCGUGUUCUUGCUCCAAUGGAUUCGCCUCACACUGCGCUUCUUCCUCGAAUGUGUUCUUGAGGGUUUCAGGCAAGAAGAGAUCACAGAUUAUCAAUCUCCUUCAUUUCAUGUAAUCUGAACAAUCAGCUUUCCUCCAUUUAUACAAAGUCGUCGCCUUUCUUUCAGAAUCCUCUGCUUCUCUGAUCAGAAAACAGAAAAAAAAUGGCGAUGUCAUCAACCAUCAAAGUAGUUCUCGGCAGCAUUGCCUUCGCCGUUUUCUGGGUUUUAGCAGUUUUUCCGGCCGUUCCUUUCCUCCCCAUCGGACGAACAGCCGGCGCUCUUCUCGGCGCCAUGCUCAUGGUCGUCUUCCUCGUCAUAUCUCCUGAAGAAGCCUACGACGCCAUUGAUCUUCCCAUUCUCGGCCUCCUCUUCGGCACCAUGGUCGUCAGCAUCUACCUCGAAAGAGCCGAUAUGUUCAAGUAUCUCGGCAAAUUGCUCACCUGGAAGAGCAGGGGAGGCAAGGAUUUGCUCUUCAGAGUCAGUCUCAUUUCCGCCAUUUCCAGCGCUCUGUUCACCAACGACACCUGCUGCGUUGUUCUGACAGAAUUCAUCUUAAAAAUUGCGAGGCAGAACAAUCUUCCUCCCCAGCCCUUUCUUCUGGCUCUGGCUUCCAGCUCAAAUAUUGGAUCUUCAGCCACUCCUAUUGGCAACCCACAGAACCUGGUUAUAGCUGUUCAGAGCAAGAUUUCGUUUGAAAAAUUCCUGUUUGGAAUCAUGCCUUCCAUGUUGUUGGGUGUGUUGGUCAAUGCUGGGAUACUCUUAGGCUACUUUUGGAAGCUUUUGUCUGUUGAAAGAGGUCCGGAAAUGGUAGAAGCAGGAGACAUGGUUGUUGAAAAUGAGGUGAGUUCUCACAGGUUUUCACCGGCGACAAUGUCUCAUCUCAGUUCUGUGAAUUCUCAGGAAAUGGGUUCUGCCAUUGAUGCAGUUCAUGAAGGCGAGGGAUUAGGAGCCGUUGGGAUUUCACAGAGGGUUAGUGUCAGCAGAAGCAGGAUGAUGAGUCCAGCUGGAGAAGUAGCUUCAGAGGCGAAUUCAGAAGAGAGGAAUGGGACAAAUAAUGAUGAGAGGUGGAAGAGAAGUUUGUGGAAGAUUUGCGUGUAUCUUGUAACCAUUGGCAUGCUGAUUGCUCUUCUGAUGGGACUUAAUAUGUCUUGGACUGCUCUUACUGCGGCUCUUGCUCUUGUGGUUAUUGAUUUCCAGGAUGCCAGACCUUGCUUGGAGAAGGUUUCGUACUCUUUGUUGAUAUUCUUCUGUGGGAUGUUUAUAGCUGUUGAUGGGUUCAAUAAAACAGGAAUACCGAGUGCACUUUGGGAAGCUGUGGAGAGGUAUUCGCGAAUUGAUACGGUUGGUGGGAUCAUAUUGCUCAGUGCAGUCAUUCUUGUUCUGUCUAAUGUUGCCUCCAAUGUCCCCACUGUUCUCCUACUGGGGAGCAGGGUAGCACAAUCAGCAGCUUCCAUCUCCGAAUCUGAAGAAGCUCGUGCAUGGCUCAUACUUGCCUGGGUCAGCACAGUAGCCGGAAACCUCUCCCUCCUCGGCUCCGCCGCUAAUCUCAUUGUCUGCGAGCAGGCUCGGAGGGCUCAGUUUUAUGGCUAUAAUCUCUCCUUUCUCAGCCAUUUAAAAUUUGGACUCCCUUCCACCAUUAUCAUUACUGCCAUCGGCUUGCCUCUCAUAAGAACUUACUGAUCAUUCUGCUAUUCAAUUCACUUAAAAUAAAACAUUUAUUUACAAAUUUACCCAGUUUGGUGUUUUAUUUGACGUUUUAGUCUGAUUUUAAAUUUAUUUAAUGAA